CACCAGCAGCUACGGCAAAGGGGCGGAGGAGAGGUCAAGAUGGACGCUCCGCGGGCGGGGGAGGAGGAGGGAGGAGGAAACUGGCGAUAGGCGGCCGGAAACACCGACGCCCGGAGGCCCCGCAGCAAGCCGCCCCUGCCACCGCCGCCGCCGCCGUCGCCGCCGCCGCCGCCUGCUCCUGCCGGAGAGAAGCGAGCGGGCGGCGGGGCGGGCCGUGACUGAGACAGGAGAGGGAGGGCGUGGGAGCGGCGCGGGCGCGGGCGCGGGUGCGGGCGGAGCCGCCCUCUCUCUCUUCCCCCCUCCCGCCUUCCCUCCCACCCUCCCGCCUACCCUCCUUCCUGCCGUCCUCGCCGCCAGUCCGCCGGCCCGCAGCCCGCCUCAGCCUCCGCCCCUGGCCAGCCCGGGGCGGCGGCGGCGGCUCAUGGCGGCCGUGGGGGCCCCCCAGCAGGUGCGGAUGGCCCAGCAGCAGGUCUGGACGGCGCUGGAGGUGGCGCUCCGCGUUCCCUGCCUUUUCAUCAUCGACGCCAUCUUCAACUCUUACUAUGAUGCCAGCCAGGGCCGGUUCAGCGUCGGGCUCCAGAUCCUCAUCCGGCUCCUGGGUAUAUUUGUAUCCAGUGUUGUUCUGAUCUUGUCACAGCGAUCACUUUUCAAGUUUUACAUGUACAGCUCAGCCUUUCUACUAGCUGCAACUUCAGUGUUGGUGAAUUAUUAUGCCUCUUUGCACAUUGACUUCUAUGGUGCCUACAACACAUCAGCAUUUGGAAUUGAAUUUCUUCCUCGGAAAGGGCCCUCACUAUGGAUGGCACUCGUUGUUCUUCAACUAACAUUUGGAAUUGGAUAUAUCACAUUACUUCAAAUUCAAUCCAUCUACUCACAGCUGAUCAUAAUGAAUUUCUUGGUUCCUGUAAUAGGCCUAAUCACAGAGCUACCCUUACAUGUCAGAGAGACUUUAGUUUUUGCUUCUUCCCUGAUUCUGACAUUAAAUACCACACUUGUAUUGGCUGUGAAAAUUAAGUGGUUUUAUUAUUCUACACGAUAUGUUUAUCUUUUGGUAAGGCAUAUGUAUCGUAUUUAUGGAUUACAGCUAUUGAUGGAGGAUACCUGGAAAAGGAUUCGUUUCCCAGACAUACUGCGAGUCUUCUGGCUAACAAGAAUUGCAGCUCAAGCUUCUGUGUUAAUAUAUGUUUUAAAGAUGGCAAAUGACACUGGAGAAAAUUCCUACCUUAUUUCUUGGGAUAAUUUCUGGGAACUAAUUUGCAAUCUUAUAAUUAGUGGAUGUGAUUCCACGCUAACUGUUUUGGGCAUGAGUGCUGUAAUUUCAUCAAUCGCCCAUUAUUUGGGGUUAGGAAUACUAGCCUUCAUUGGGUCAACUGAAGAUGAUGACAGGAGGCUUGGCUUUGUAGCACCUGUUUUGUUUUUUAUUUUGGCUCUGCAGACAGGUUUAAGUGGGUUAAGACCAGAAGAAAGACUUGUUCGCCUAAGUAGAAACAUGUGCCUUUUAUUAACUGCAGUCCUACAUUUCAUCCACGGAAUGACAGACCCCGUGUUAAUGUCUCUCAGUGCCUCUCAUGUGUCAUCUUUUCGUAGACAUUUUCCUGUGCUCUUCGUCUCUGCUUGUCUUUUUAUUCUUCCAAUUUUGCUCAGUUAUGUUCUCUGGCAUCAUUAUGCACUAAAUACGUGGCUGUUUGCAGUUACAGCAUUUUGUGUGGAACUUUGCUUAAAAGUAAUUGUAUCUCUCACUGUUUAUACGUUAUUCAUGAUUGAUGGCUACUAUAAUGUCCUCUGGGAAAAGCUUGAUGAUUACGUCUACUACGUUCGUUCUACAGGCAAUAUUAUUGAAUUUAUAUUUGGAGUGGUUAUGUUUGGAAAUGGGGCUUAUACCAUGAUGUUUGAGUCAGGAAGUAAAAUUCGGGCUUGCAUGAUGUGCCUACAUGCAUAUUUUAACAUCUACUUACAAGCAAAGAAUGGCUGGAAGACGUUUAUCAAUCGUAGAACUGCUGUUAAGAAAAUAAAUUCACUUCCUGAAAUAAAAGGAGGCCGCUUACAUGAAAUAGAUGAUGUCUGUGCAAUCUGCUAUCAUGAGUUUACAACAUCUGCUCGUAUUACGCCAUGUAAUCAUUAUUUCCAUGCACUUUGCCUUCGGAAAUGGCUGUAUAUUCAAGAUACUUGUCCAAUGUGCCAUCAAAAAGUAUACAUUGAAGAUGUGAAGGAAAAUGCAAACUCAUCUAACAACAAUGGGUUUAUCUCACCCAAUGAAAAUCCUGAGCAAGUUGUAAGAGAAGCUGCUGCUGCUGCUGCUGAAUCUGACAGGGACAUAAAUGAAGAUGACAGUACCGAUUGUGAUGAUGAUGUUCAACAUGAAAGAAAUGGAGUGAUUCAGCACACAGACACAACAGCUGAAGAAUCUCUUAAUGAUGAUACUGACUGAUUAAAAAUGGCAUUUAUUAAUCACUGAGGUAUUUGUUUAAAAUUCAGUUCAACAAAAAUGGAGUAAAAUACUUCACUUCAGUGUGUAACCAAGCACAAAAACAGUAUCAAUGUUGAGUCUGUGAAUGGUUUUCCGUUUACUGUGAUGUGCUACUGUAAAUAUACCUCUUUAAUUACUGCUGGUCUCUUUGGUGACCUAUUUAAAUUUGUGUACAUUAUUGUACAUAGAAUAAAACGUUUUCACAUGUUUUUAAGACAAA
Sarcophilus harrisii (Tasmanian devil) is the source of this 2687-nucleotide messenger RNA. It is a transcript of the gene RNF139, whose product is annotated as ring finger protein 139. Lineage: Eukaryota; Metazoa; Chordata; Mammalia; Dasyuromorphia; Dasyuridae. The record is from RefSeq and is a predicted model, not a curated record. Gene Ontology annotation, molecular function: ubiquitin protein ligase activity; zinc ion binding. The transcript is spliced from 2 exons. Gene Ontology annotation, cellular component: endoplasmic reticulum; endomembrane system. The coding region runs from base 422 to 2428 and encodes 668 amino acids. Gene Ontology annotation, biological process: ERAD pathway.